GGACAAUGGAUUGAAAAUAUUUCAUUUUUAUUAUUCUAUGUAACAUUCAGUUGAUGAUUAUACAUUCUAGAAUCAAUCAAAGAAAUUUAACAAUGUUUUUUAUCAUAUUCUAUUAUUCUAUUCUAUUAUUAAUUCAAUUCAAGUUGAUUACAAGUGAUGAAUGUCCUAAAAGAUGUUCAUGUAUGGGACAAACAAUACGUUGUCAAAAUGUUGGUUUUCGAACUAUGCCACGAUUACCAACUAUUGUACCUAGUUCAGAUGGUGGAGUUCUUGAAUAUUUAACAAUUGUAGAAAAUUCAAUUAUGCGUUUAGAGAAAGCAUCAUUUGAAGGACAUUUAGAUUUGUUACGUUUAGAAUUAUAUUCAAAUCAAAUUGUAUGGAUAUCAGUUGAAGCAUUUAUUGGUAUGCCAAUGCUUAAAGUUUUAGUGUUACGUUCAAAUCGUCUGGCUUAUUUACCACAAGAUGUAUUUACACCAGUGUAUACAUUAGAAGAAUUAGACUUGUCAAACAAUCAGCUAAAACAUAUACCAUUUUCAGUGGAAGGUUUAAUUUAUCUAAAGCGUUUAUCACUUGGUAAUAAUCCAAUUCAUUGUCCUUGUGAAUUAGUUGAUUUUUCAUUAUCGCUUAUGUACGUGGAAUCAAAAUCAUCAAGAGUCACUUGUCAUAGUCCACCACAAGUACGCAAUAUUAGACUAUCAGAUUUAGCUGGUCGCCUUCGUACUCUAGUAAAUCAAACACGUUUACUAGGCUAUCAAGCAAUAAGUAAUCCAGACAGAAAUAAGGUACUUUAUUCAGAACCUUAUCAACAAUUAUAUGGUCAUUGGCCAUGGCCACAUUGUCCAAGACAAGAUUUUGGUGGAAAGACACCUCAAUUACUGACUGUAUCAGAUAGUAAUUACGAAACAAAUGAUCCAACUUCAAAUGAUCUUAUUAAUAAUAAUCCCGAGCAAAACAAUCCAGAUAAUCCUGAGAAUAAAGCACCAACUAUAGUUGUUCAACUGCAAAAUGUUAAAGUAGUGGCUGGUGAAGUAGCCAGAUUUAUAUGUAGAGGGGAAUCAGGUGUUUCUAGUCAAAUCACAUGGAUUUUACCUGUUAAAGCUACACGUUAUAUAAGACUCUAUAGAAGACGACAAAUUCUAGAAAUUACCGAGGCUCAUGAUUAUCAUGAGGGCAGUUAUACCUGUGUAUUAUCUAACUCAUAUGGUGUUGUUACAUCAGAAGGUAUUCUUCAACUAAUCCAACCAACAAAACCGACAAUAAUUGAAGCUCCACCAGCUGAUGAUAACUCUGUAGCAGAACAUUCAGUUAUGGAUUUACGUUGUACAGCGAAAGGUUUACCAAAACCUUAUAUAUCAUGGGUAUGGCAAAAGGACAGUUUACCAUUACAGCUAGUUACAGGUGGUCGAUAUAUUGUACGUAGUCAUAGCACAGAAAUAGAUUCAUUACAAUUCCAAUUUCAAAAUAAUUUGAGUAUUUAUUCAACAGACCAAUAUAUUCUAGCUGAAAAUGAGAAAACAGAAACAAUGAGUGUAUUAUUAGUUCGAAAUGUGACCACCGAAGAUGCACAUGGUAGAUAUAUAUGUUAUGUAGCAAACAGGUUAGGUUCAGCACGUGUUUCUACAGUAAUUCGUGUUCUGUCUGAUGGUGCUCAUCAUGUAUCAUCCGGUUCUGAAACUUAUGAUGGGACAAUGGAAAAUGAAGAUAUAAAUCAUAAUUCAUCAAAUUCUAAACCCAAUGAUGGUGAUGAUCUUGUCAAAGAAAUAAUAGAAAAAGCACGUAAACGUAUUGAAACAGCUAUUCGCAAAACAGCUGAUCGUUUAAGAGAUACAGGUCGGAGAAGAUCGUCUGCAGAUAUUGCUUCAUUAUUUCGACAACCAAACCGUGCAGCACUUGAAUUAGCUAAAGCAGCUGAAGUUUAUGAGGCAGCAAUCGAUGAAGUGACCAGCAUCUUACGUCAAAGAAAUCAAAAACAUUUUGAAUUUAACAAAACUGAUACAAUGCCGGAUGAAUUUAAAGAUUAUGAUGAGAUUGAUCCAAAUUCACGUGAUACAUUAGGUGUUGAACUGAAUACAGAUCAAUUGGCUAUAAUAGCUCAAUUAUCAGGCUGUCAAAGUGCUCAACAAGUAGAUCCAUGUUCAAGACAAUUAUGUUUUCAUUUACGCUAUCGUUCAAUUGAUGGUACAUGUAAUAAUUUAAAUCACCCUAGGUGGGGUGCCGCAUUGGUACCAUUCAGACGUUUAUUACCACCAAAAUAUGAAAAUGGUAUGAAUACGCCAAUUGGAUGGUCUUCUACAAAAUUAUAUUUUGGAUAUCCUAAACCAUCUGCUCGAUUAGUUUCUCGCGAACUAUUGGGCAAUGCAUCUUUGAUGGUUGAGCUAAGCAAUACUAUAGAAGCUUAUAAUAAACGAAUGAAAAUGAAGAAAAAUGAAAUGUCAACAAUGAACGUUUCUUCUAAAUCCAGUAAAAAUGAAAUGUAUCCAAUGGAAACAAAUUAUUCCGAAAUUCAAAUGAUCAAUAAUACUAACGAUACUGAUAACAAAUUAUUUGAUGAAGAUAAUAAAUUCAGUGGAAUGUUAAUGCAAUGGGGACAAUUUUUAGAUCAUGAUUUAGAUUUUACACCAGUCGAUGCAUCAACCAGUCGAUUUAGUGAUGGUCUCGGCUGUAAUGAAACAUGUAUUAAUGAUCCACCAUGUUUUCCAAUAUUAGUACCUCCAGAUGAUCCACGUAUUAAACAUCGUUGUAUUGGAUUUUCACGAUCUAGUGCAACUUGUGGUUCUGGUUCAACAUCAAUUUUAUUAGGUAAACCAAGAUACAGGGAACAAUUAAAUCAAAUCACAGCAUUUAUUGAUGCAUCCAAUGUAUAUGGAAGUGACGAUUUUGAAAAUAGUCAGUUGAGAGAAACACUUUUUGAUGAAGGUAAAAUGAGAGAAGGUAUGCCAACAGAAGCUGGUAAAUCUUUAUUACCUUUCAAUAUUCGAGGACAGGUUGAUUGUCAAGCUGAUCCCAAACAAGAUUUUGUGCCAUGUUUCAAAGCUGGUGAUCAUCGUAGCAAUGAAAAUCUUGGUUUAUUAUCAUUACAUACUUUAUGGUUAAGAGAACAUAAUCGAUUAGCUGAUGGUUUACGAACAUUAAAUCCACAUUGGUCAGGUGACAGAAUAUUUAAUGAGGCUAGAAAAAUUGUAGGUGCAUCUAUGCAAGCAAUUACCUAUCAGUCUUGGUUACCAAUGGUAUUAGGUGCUGAUGGAAUGCAAUUGCUAGGAGCAUACAAUGGAUAUGAUGAUCAAAUUAAUCCAACAAUUAGUAAUGAAUUCGCUACAGCUGCAAUGAGAUUCGGUCAUACUAUGGUGCCACCUAUUGUGUUUAGAUUGAAUGAAAAUUGGGAAACUAUAGAUGAAGGUCAUUUGUUGCUACAUCAAGCAUUUUUUGCACCCGAUCGGUUACUUAAAGAUGGUGGUAUGGAUCCUAUAUUAAGAGGUCUUUUAUUUAACGGUAUACGUGAUCGUUCAAGAAAUCCGUCAUUGAAUAGUGAAUUAACUGAACGAUUAUUUGCUAUGGCUCAUGAACUUGCACUGGAUUUAGCAGCACUUAAUGUUCAACGUGGACGAGAUCACGGACUACCAGGUUAUACGGAAUAUGCAUAUAAAGUUUGUGGAUUAGGCAAUUCAGCGUAUCCAAAUUCAUUCAACGAAUUAAAAUCAAGAAUUUCAAACCACAUAUUUUGGAAGGAUUACGAAGAGUUUAUGGUCACCCAGGCAAUAUAGAUUUGUUUACAGGUGGAAUAUUAGAAGAUCUUCUUCCAGACGCUCGAGUUGGCCCAACAUUCGCUUGUAUCAUAGCAGAACAGUUUCGUAGACUUCGGUCAGGUGAUAGAUUCUGGUAUGAAGCACCUGGUAUAUUUUCAUCAGCUCAGUUAGCCGAGAUCAAACGUGCAGGAUCUAGUUUAUCACGCAUUAUAUGCGAAAAUUCAGAUAAUAUCACUGAAGUCCCUGAAAAUGCAUUCAUUCGAUCUAAUGGUAAACAAGACCUUAUCGAUUGUAGUCGUAUAUCAAGAUUGAAUUUAGCUGUAUGGAAAGAAUGCCCAUUUACAAGCGGUUUCUUAAGUCCACAUCAUGGUACAGCAUACAUUACUGAUACUGGUAAAUUAGAACAGACUGAAUCUUUAUUCGUCAAAAGAUAUAGACGUGAUACCGUAACUAAUGAAAAUAUUUCAUUACAAACUAGGAAUAAUCACAGCGAAACAGAACAAUUAGCGUUAUUAUCAAAACGAAUUAAACAAUUGGAAGAUCAAAUACAUAUAUUAAUGAAAGAAAAAUGAAACCAAACGAAACAUAAAUAGGUAAUAAUUGCAACAUACUUCUCGUAUAUAUUUUUUAGGAGAAAUAAAAGAACUAGACAUGUUUAUGCUUAAAAAAAGAACUUAUACAAAGUGGUUGAAUAAAACUUAAACAAAAUGAGAAGAAUCACUUUAUCCUUUUUCUAUUUUUUAAUUAUCAAUAAUGAGCUUAUUUCAUUGUAAAUCAUUUACAGGAGAGGAACUAAAUUAAAUCAGUAAGACUUUAGGAUUAUUAGAACAUUGUAUAAUAAUACUAGGCUUAGUUACUAAACUAUUCAUUUGAAUAAUAAUGAUAAUAAUAAUAAUAGUAAUGUAAUAUGCAUAUGCUUGCUUACCUUUUUUAAUUAUCAUCAAUAUUGUUACUAUGAGUAGUUUGAAAUACAAUUCGUAUAACUUGAUCAAAAUGGGACUGUUAUUGAUUGAUUGUAUUUAUAUCUUGAUUAUUGUUAUCAUUAUUUAGUUGUUUACAUUUGUAUAAUAAAUGAUGGAAUAAACAAAAGAAUGUUGUAUCAUUAUGCCUGUUAAAACAUAUUUUAUCAUUGUGAAUUAUAAGCAGUUAUUUGAAAUUAAACAAUUUUUCUUGAAUG
This is a messenger RNA of Schistosoma mattheei, 4920 nucleotides long. NCBI's taxonomy places the organism in Eukaryota, Metazoa, Platyhelminthes, Trematoda, Strigeidida, Schistosomatidae. The record is from the annotation of a GenBank genome assembly.